This is a messenger RNA of Acomys russatus (golden spiny mouse), 603 nucleotides long. Its product is annotated as homeobox protein Rhox13-like. Gene Ontology annotation, biological process: regulation of transcription by RNA polymerase II. The transcript has 3 exons. Bases 1 to 603 code for a protein of 200 amino acids. NCBI's taxonomy places the organism in Eukaryota, Metazoa, Chordata, Mammalia, Rodentia, Muridae. The record is from RefSeq and is a predicted model, not a curated record. Gene Ontology annotation, molecular function: DNA-binding transcription factor activity, RNA polymerase II-specific; RNA polymerase II transcription regulatory region sequence-specific DNA binding.
AUGGCCCAUAGGGUCUAUUGUGACCACAGCUGUUAUAUUAUGAGUGACUGUGAGGAGGAAAAAGGAGGAGGAGCCGAACCGGAGCCCGCAGCCUCCACCUCAGUCUCAGCUGAAGGCGGCGGACAUAGCUGUGAAGGAGCCACAGGCCACACUGCCGCCUCUUACUUGAAUGAUGAGGGUGUUCCGAGCCAGGAGAACAAGAGUGACUCUGGAGACAGUGAUUUGAGCAGCAACGAGCAGGAUUCUUCUUUGGAGCUGGAGCAGAAGUCAGCCCUUUUGGAGGGGGCUGCUCUUCAGAUUCCGAGUCGCCAGCCUUCUCACCUUAGCAACCGCAGCCAUCGUCAUGGCCCUCGAACCCCAUUCCACCUCGCACAGUGGCAGAUCGAGGAAAUGGAAAGUCUGUUCGAGGAAACCCAGUACCCAGAUGUGCUUACAAGGAAAGAGCUUGCACGAGCUUUGAAUGUACCUGAAGUCAAAGUGAAGGUGUGGUUUAUCAAUCGGAGAGCCAAAGAGAGGAAGAAUGAAAGACGCGCGAUGUUAAGGAAUAUGCCACCCGGUGUCAAAGACUUCAUUUUCAUGACCGAUGUGGAGGAGCUUUCUUAG